AUGUCGCAUCCGAAGUUUCAUUCCCGAUCCUUCCAUGGCAAUCCCACAGAGUCGAACUCGCUGGAUGCCAGUGCCUCAGCUUGUAGCUAUGAGACCGACAAUGCCUGCUGGAUCUCUGUGCUAUCGUGCUUUCGAACACGAGAGAAUGAAACUCUCGGACAGUCAGGGAUGCAACUCUACGGCUUGGUGAAGAAUGGGACAUCUAAAGAUAUUCUCAGGAACUUAACUCUGUCGAUCUGGUUCAUGAGCUCCAAAGUUCGCAUUCUAUCGUCGAAUACACCACGCUUGCGAUUACUCGAGCAGGCAGUCGAGAGCAAGCAUGAAGAAGUCCUUCAACUGCGUAACGAAGCUGAUAGUUUGCGUCAAAGACAUUCUAGUAGGAAGCGCAACACCGAUGCGGCACAAUCUGACCUGGCUCACCUGAAAGCUGAACACUCGCAUCAUCUUUCCGGUGUGGACGACGCGUCAAUAUCUAUCAUCAAGCUACGGACGCAGCUUCUAGCGUCUCUUGGUUGUGGCUUGGCGGAUCAAGGAUGUAUAGAGGCUAUUACAGCGGAGAAGACGGAGGAAUUCUGGUCCUACUUGGAAAGAGUUAAAUCUUCCCCUCCGAGUACUGCUGCUGUCUCUCGCGCGUGCACAGAAGAUUCGAAGUCAAUGCCAUCCAUCCCAUCCCAUCCACCUGAGCCAGAUGAUAUCACUGCAUCGGAAUUGACAGCGCUACUCGUGAGACAGUGUAUGGACCUCUAUGAAAAGGCAGAAAAGCUUCCAAGCUCUACAGGCCUUCCCGGUCAAUGCAGGCGGCUAUGUGAUAUAGCGCGUACCUUACAGUAG
Molecule: messenger RNA, 831 nt
Organism: Lentinula edodes (shiitake mushroom)
Lineage: Eukaryota; Fungi; Basidiomycota; Agaricomycetes; Agaricales; Omphalotaceae
Exons: 6
Coding region: 1-831 (276 amino acids)
Source: RefSeq, a predicted model, not a curated record